Sinocyclocheilus grahami is the source of this 2956-nucleotide messenger RNA. Its product is annotated as activin receptor type-2B-like. The transcript has 9 exons. The coding region runs from base 407 to 1948 and encodes 513 amino acids. Lineage: Eukaryota; Metazoa; Chordata; Actinopteri; Cypriniformes; Cyprinidae. Gene Ontology annotation, cellular component: plasma membrane; activin receptor complex. The record is from RefSeq and is a predicted model, not a curated record. Gene Ontology annotation, biological process: protein phosphorylation; activin receptor signaling pathway; cellular response to growth factor stimulus. Gene Ontology annotation, molecular function: activin binding; activin receptor activity; ATP binding.
UUGGUUUCCCUGCUGGCUGCGUUUCGCUCUCCGAGGCCAUUUUGGACUCAGUUCAGUUCCGUGCAUGUCAGAAUCGAACCCUGUCCUGCCAUUCUCGCUCUUGCACGGGAAAAGCGUCACACACGAACGGGAUUUGGGUGGAAAUCGCCGGUUCUUUCGCACUGGGAGGCGCUUCUGUGGGAAUAGCCGCUUUUCCUGAUGGAUCUGUGCAUGUGUUAAAGUUUGAUUAAAGCCCGAUCGGUGGGUGGACAUCAGGCCGACGGUCACUCGGGCUCUUGUGUGUGUGUGUGUGUGUGUGUGUGUGUGUGCGCGCGCGCGCGCGCUUCCCCGAUCGCUUUAAAUGUGUGCAAAGCAGAAAACACUGAAAAGGAGAAAACCCGGGGUGUUUUUGUGUCACUAGAGGAAUAUGUUCGCCUUCUGGCUGACUUUUGCACUUCUUCUGGGAACUUUCAGUGCAGGACCCAGUCAUGCCGAGGUGGAGACUCGCGAGUGCUUGUACUUCAACGUUAACUGGGAGGUGGAGAAGACGAACCGCAGCGGCGUGGAGCGCUGUGAGGGAGAGAAGGACAAGCGCUCGCACUGCUACGCCUCCUGGAGGAACAGCUCCGGCAGCAUCGAGCUCGUCAAGAAGGGCUGCUGGCUAGACGACUUCAACUGCUACGACAGGUCAGCCUUGCGGCGCUUGAUUAGUACUAGUCAUAACUCAUCAGGGGUUAAUGUCCCACCUGCAGGGAACUUAUUAGAGGAAACUAAAAGCAGAAUUUUUGAUGUUGUUCUUGUCUCUGGUUGGUCAGUGAUCGAGCCUCCUCCGCUGGCGCUGCUCAAUGUUCUGGUUUACUCUCUGCUUCCCGUCACGAUGCUCUCCGUGGUGCUGCUGCUGGGCUUCUGGAUGUACCGGCACCGCAAGCCUCCUUACGGACACGUGGACAUCAACGAGGAUCCGGGUGCGUCUCCUCCCUCGCCGCUGCUGGGUCUGAAGCCUCUGCAGCUGCUGGAGGUUAAAGCUCGAGGACGCUUCGGCUGCGUCUGGAAAGCUCAGAUGAUGAAUGAAUAUGUGGCUGUGAAGAUCUUCCCAAUUCAGGACAAGCAGUCGUGGCAGAACGAGCGUGACAUGUUCUCCACGCCGGGCAUGAAGCACGAGAACCUGCUGCACUUCAUCGCCGCCGAGAAACGCGGAAGCAACCUGGAGACGGAGUUCUGGCUCAUCACCGAGUUUCAUGAGCGGGGCUCGCUGACGGAUUAUCUGAAGGGGAGCGUGCUGAGCUGGAGCGAUCUGUGUCACAUCGCGGAGACGAUGGCCUGCGGUCUGGCGUAUCUUCACGAGGAUGUGCCUCGCUCUAAAGGAGAGGGUCCUAAACCGGCCAUCGCUCACAGAGACUUCAAGAGCAAGAACGUGAUGCUGAGGAGCGACCUCAGCGCGGUGCUGGGGGACUUGGGGCUGGCGGUGCGCUUCGAGCCGGGGAAGCCUCCGGGAGACACACACGGUCAGGUCGGGACGCGCCGCUACAUGGCUCCGGAGGUGCUGGAGGGGGCCAUUAACUUCCAGCGGGACGCCUUCCUGAGGAUAGACAUGUACGCCGUGGGGCUGGUGCUGUGGGAGCUGGUGUCGCGCUGCAAAGCUGCAGACGGUCCUGUAGACGAGUACAUGCUGCCGUUUGAGGAGGAGAUCGGCCAGCAUCCGUCUCUGGAGGAUCUUCAGGAUCUGGUGGUUCAUAAGAAGAUGAGGCCUGUGUUUAAGGACUGCUGGCUCAAGCAUUCAGGUCUGGCGCAGUUGUGCGAGACGAUCGAGGAGUGCUGGGAUCACGACGCGGAGGCGCGGUUAUCAGCCGGCUGCGUGGAGGAGAGAAUCUCUCAGAUCCGCCGCCUGGCGAGCGUCACUACCUCAGACUGCCUGCUUUCCAUGUCGCUCACCAACGUGGACCUGCCUCCCAAAGAGCCCAGCAUCUGACCCUCCCAUCUCAAACCACAUCGGAGCAGCUGCUAUUCUAUCCUAACGUUUUUAAACUUCAUUAUUAUUAUUGUUAUUGUUAUUUUUCUGAUCGGAUCAGUAACUACCAGCACACUUCUCUACUGUAUUUUUAUCAUCCGAGCAAACGCAGAAGAUUUUUUAACAUGCAUUCAGGUGCCGACGAAUGAAUGCCGACCGGCGACGUUUCAGUUCUGCCGAUUCCGUUGAUUUUCCUCGCUCUUCUUCUUCUGGGUUUUCCGUUCGGAUCGACGAAGCAACCAGUUCCUCUGAAGAUUCAACAGUGCUGCAAACCCCGCGAGGAUCAUGAUGACUGUUACACGCGCAACCCGACCUCCUCGCCGGGAUUUCGCUUUUUAUUUCUCUCUCUCUUUUUCUUUCCAACAGUGUGCUGUUUGGAAUUACGGAAAACGUGUCUUUUACGGAACUAACGGGUGUUGAGGAACACAACGGAGAAGACAUCUGGACUAAUUCCUUUUUCUUUCUUUAUUUCUUUUGUUUCGGGUUUUAUUUUGUGGUGGGCUUUUAUCGAGUGGAUAUGGCUGGAAACUCUUGCAUGUGGAAAUAUGGGAGGUUUGGUACGGAAAUCUUUCUCAGGUAUCCAGUGUCAAGGGGUCCAUGACUGCCUUUCCCACGUCAUUACAGGACAGAGAGAAAUAUAGCGGUGCCCUGAUGAAUUUAACACUAAACAUGCAAGACCGAGUGAGUGUGUGUGUGCGCGAGUGAGUGAGUGUGUGCGUGUUUGGUGCUGAGAGUUUGUGUGUGUGUGUGUGUGUGUUUGGUGCUCAGAGUUUGUUGAAAAUAGAAAAAAAGACCAUAAAAGGUUUGGCCCGUAUGAACGUAAGUGUUGGUUUUUCCUGUCUAGUUUCUCUUGUAAUAAUGCAACAUGUGUUUUGGACUCAGAAGAGUGAAAUUCCGGGUCAAAACACCUCGAAAUCAAAGGAAAAAAAUAAGAAAUAAUAUUUGUUGUAAAUAAAAUAAAGGCUUUUA